This is a messenger RNA of Hippocampus zosterae (dwarf seahorse), 8008 nucleotides long. RefSeq names its product bromodomain and WD repeat domain containing 1 (gene brwd1). The record is from RefSeq and is a predicted model, not a curated record. The coding region runs from base 343 to 7005 and encodes 2220 amino acids. Gene Ontology annotation, biological process: regulation of cell shape; regulation of transcription by RNA polymerase II; cytoskeleton organization. NCBI's taxonomy places the organism in Eukaryota, Metazoa, Chordata, Actinopteri, Syngnathiformes, Syngnathidae. Gene Ontology annotation, cellular component: nucleus. The transcript has 44 exons. Gene Ontology annotation, molecular function: protein binding.
UUUGAAUUCCACGUUUACGUAUACACAGUGUACGAGCAGGUUAGUUGAAUUUAGCCAAGCGAGAGGAUAACGUGCAGGGUUUUUAGGGUCUUUUGUUGGACUCGCUCCUCCCUCCCCUCUCCCUUUUCCUGUGUGUGUGGCUCUGUGGCGGAAGUAAGUGGUAUCGCGGAGGCCUCAUCCUUCCAAUGGCGACUACGAACAGGCUGACUAGCAAGCGGGAGCAACCGUGGAGGGGGACAGACCUGUGUGACGGAAAUUAAAUAAAUAUAUAUCAUAUAUUUCGCCGUUUUUUUCCAAAGUUAGCCCAUCAGUGUGCUUCUCUCCAUAUUACGUCCAAGUCAAAUGGCCAAAAAUCGGAAAAUUUCGCUCCUUGAGACGGAGCUCUAUUACUUGAUAUCUCGUUUCCUAACAACGGGUCCCUGUCGGAGAACGGCUGAGGUACUGGUGAGCGAACUCGAAGAAUAUCAGCUCUUACCAGGGAGAUUGGACUGGCUGGGAAACGAGCACCCGAGAUCAUAUGAAGAUGUGGUUGCAGCGAACACACAUGUUGCACCAGACCAUUUGUUACAAAUAUGUAAGCAGAUCGGACCUAUUCUUGACAAAGACGUGCCAUCCUGUGUCCCCGGUGUGCACUCACUCCUGGGGUCCGGAAAGCAGUCGAUGCUCAGGACCUUGAAAGAAUGUGAUGGUGUGCGAUUGAAAACUUCAUCAUACGCAGCCCUUCACAGGGGCAGACCACCAGAGAGGCCUUUCAACACCAAGAAAGCUCCACAUAUAGUGAACAUCUGUCGCGGAAGAGAGCUGACAGGAGCACAGCGCGACGACUCAAUCAACCCUGUCAGCAACUAUGGGCGCAUGCAUCUGCAUCGGCGGAUCCUGGGGCAUUUGUCUGCUGUGUAUUGUAUUGCAUUUGAUCGCACUGGUCUCAGGAUCUUCACAGGCUCAGAUGACUGUUUGGUGAAGAUUUGGUCUUCUUUUGACGGGCGCCUUCAUUCGACAUUGCGAGGACACUCUGCUGAAAUCACAGACUUGGCCGUCAGUUACGAGAAUACGCUAAUUGCUGCGGGAAGCUGUGACAAAACCAUCCGUGUGUGGUGCCUUCGUACCUGUGCGCCAGUGGCUGUGCUACAGGGACACAGUGGAUCUAUUACCUCCCUCCAGUUUUCACCAUUUGCCAAGGGCUCAAAACGUUACAUGUUGUCCACUGGUACCGAUGCUACGGUAUGCUUUUGGCAGUGGGAUGUCAACAACAUCAACUUCAGUGAUCGUCCACACAAGUUUAUAGAACGUCCGAGACCAGGAGUUCAGACCGUGUGCUCAUCAUUCAGUCCAGGUGGAAUUUUCUUAGCCACAGGAAGCACUGAUGACGUGAUCAGAAUAUAUUACGUGGGGACUGGAAAUCCAGAAAAGAUAUCAGAGCUCCAUGAGCACACAGACAAAGUUGACAGCAUCCAAUUUUGCCACUCAGGUGAAAGGUUUGUGAGUGGAAGCCGGGAUGGAACCGCAAGGAUCUGGAGGCUCCAUCAGCGCCAGCAGUGGAGAUGCAUCUUGCUCAACAUGUCCACCACUCUUCCUGGUGCCGAGCCAAUGAAUGAAGAGGAAAGUUACUUCAAACCCAAAGUCACGAUGGUAGCAUGGGAUUGCCAUGACAAUACCGUCAUCACCACCGUCAGUAACUAUCUGAUCAAAGUGUGGAACUCCUACACAGGACAGCUGCUACAUGUCCUCAAAGGCCAUGAGGCUGAAGUGUUUGUUCUUGAGCCACACCCCUUUGACACCCGGAUUAUUCUGUCGGCGGGCCAUGAUGGAAAUGUUUUCAUAUGGGACUUGCUGCGAGGGACAAGCACACAGCACUACUUCAACAUGAUUGAGGGCCAAGGUUAUGGCGCAGUUUUCGACUGCAAGUUCACUCCUGAUGGUCAACGAUUUGCCUGUACAGACUCCCAUGGGCAUCUGCUCAUCUUUGGCUUUGGUAGCUCAAAACCUUAUGAAAAGCUUCCCGACCAGGUUUUCUUCCACACGGACUACAGACCUUUGAUUCGAGAUGCCAAUGGCUUUGUCCUUGAUGAGCAGACACAACAGGCCCCACAUCUCAUGCCCCCGCCUUUUCUAGUGGACGUGGAUGGAAACCCACAUCCACCGAGGUAUCAGCGGCUUGUUCCAGGUCGAGAGAAUGUUGCAGCAGAACACUUGGUUCCUCAGCUGGGCUAUGUUGCUACCAGUGACGGCGAGGUAGUGGAGCAAGUGAUUAGUCAGCAGACUGCAGAAGUUGAGGAGGUUGCCAUCAGACGCGGCAGCCUACUCGACGAGGCCAUCCGAAACCUUCAGCAGCAACAGGAGCGUCAGAACCAGGCUGCCUUAGAGGUGGGGCCUGCAGAGGUCCAGGGGCCAGCAGUGCCACCAGCCCCAAGCACUCCACGCAGAGUGUCUGUAAAUGAUCGCGCAGAAGUGCAGUCUCCUCCUAAUGUGGGUCUACGGCGGAGUGGACAGGUGGAAGGUGUCAGACAAAUGCACCAGAAUGCACCGCGCAGUCAAAUGGCUACGGAGAGAGACCUACAGGCCUGGAGACGUCGGGUGGUGGUGCCAGAGCUCUCCCCGAGCAGCUACAGAGACCAGGUGGACAUAAGGGUUGCCAAAGGGGAAGAUGAGGUGGCCUUAUACAACGCAAAGAAGAGACGCAUAAUGUACAGCAGCUGCCGAGAUGAUUCUGAUGAGGAGCCUCCUCCUGCAAAGCGAGCACAAAGUCGCAGCGACACGCUGGAAUUCAUCGACCUGUCAUGUGAGGAGGGUGAGGAGACGGCAAGCUCUGACGCUCACACCGAGGACAAUGACUUGGAUGGCAGUGAACUGGACUCAUCUAAUGAUGAGGAGUGGAAUAGUGAUAGCCCAAGUCACUCGUCCAGUGAGUAUUCAGACUGGACAGCAGAUGCUGGCAUCAAUCUGCAGCCAUCGACUCCCUUGUCAUCGCGUAAACGAGUACGACGCCAGCUCAGCAGUUCUGAAGAGGAGGAGGAAGACAACGAAGAGGAGGACGACAAAGAGCAGCGACAGCAGCAACAGAGUGACGAGGAGGGAAAAAAUGCAGGAAAAGGAAAAGACAAACCCAAGAAACCAAAGAACAAGUCUCCCAGACGCCCCAAAGUCAGACCAUCCAUCAACAGAGAAGUGUCCAACGAAUUUCGACCCUCAUUAUGGAUCACUGAUGUCAUUCCGAGGAAAUCUCCUUUUGUUCCCCAGAUGGGUGAUGAGGUGAUUUACUUUCGACAAGGCCAUGAGGCAUAUGUUGAGGCUGUACGACGUAAUGAUUUGUACCCCAUCAAUUUAGACAAGCAACCCUGGAAGAAAAUGGAGCUUCGGGACCAAGAGUUUGUUAAGAUUACUGGAAUCAAAUAUGAAGUCUGCCCUCCGACACUCUGCUGUUUGAAAAUGACUCUGAUCGACCACGGCACAGGCAAAAUCACAGACAAGUCCUUCUCUGUCAAAUAUCAUGACAUGCCUGAUGUAAUUGAUUUCCUGGUGCUGAGGCAAAGUUAUGAUGAGGCACUUCGUAGAAACUGGCAACCAGGUGACCGGUUCCGCUCGGUAAUAGACGAUGCCUGGUGGUUUGGCACCAUCAUUUGUCAGGAGCCAUACCAGCCAGAAUACUCUGACAGUCUCUUCCAGUGCUUUAAAGUCAGGUGGGACAAUGGGGAAAAUGAAAAGCUGAGUCCUUGGGAUAUGGAGCCAAUUCCAGAUGAUGCUGAGCUUCCAGAGACGGAAGGAGGCAGCAUCCCUGUUACGGCAGAGGAGAUGAGCGAGUUGAUGUACAAGCCCCUGAAAGGAGAGUGGGGGGAGAGGAGCCGGGACCAAGAGUGUGAGCGCAUCGUUGCUGGUAUUGGCCAGCUCAUCACUGUUGAGAUUGCUGCUCCUUUCUCUGGCCCUGUAGACCUGAUUCAGUAUCCCACCUACUGUACUGUGAUUGCUUACCCAACUGAUCUGGACACCAUAAGAUUACGACUCUUGAACAAGUACUACAGACGCUUAUCAGCAUUAAUUUGGGAUGUCAGAUACAUUGCACACAACGCCCGCACUUUCAACGAGCCAAGGAGCAAGAUUGCCCACUCUGCAAAAAUCAUUAGUAAUGUCCUACAGAAAUUUGUCAAUAAUCCUAGAUGCGCAGACAUCAUGGAGAUUUAUAGUGUUGUUGAAGAAAUGGAUGAGGAUGAUGAGGAAGCAGAUGCAGAGGCACCAGGAACUUCCUCGGGACACAGGCUGCGUCAGCGCUCGGUGGAGGUGCUCCCAGACAGAGAUGCUUGGAAGGAGCAGUGUAAAAAUCUCCUCAAUUACAUAUUUGAGUGUGAGGACUCUGAGCCAUUCAGACAGCCUGUGGAUCCUGAGAACUAUCCUGACUACCAUGAUAUCAUCGACGCACCAAUGGACUUUGGGACUGUAAGAAGGACCUUGGGGGAAGAACGUUAUGAAAAUCCGAUUGAGCUUUGCAAAGACACACGCUUAAUAUUUGCAAAUGCUAAAGCUUACACACCCAAUAAACGGUCCAAGAUUUACAGCAUGACCUUGCGUCUCUCCGCCUUCUUCGAGGAGCAAAUCCGAACAAUCAUAUCAGAUUACAAAACAGCAGUGAAGAGCAACGCUAGGCUCCGUCGCAGCCAGCGGUUCAAAAAGAAAACGCAACAUGAUCCGUCCGUCAGCACCCCAAGUCAAAAGAAGGAUGGUGUCAAAACUCAGGAAAAAGUGGAGUUUGUGACCAGGGCCAAAUCUACCUCAGCAAAAACCUUGGUUCCUGAGCGAGCCAGGAAGCCUCGGAGCAGCAGCACCGGUCACAGCUCCUCGGAAGAUGACUCCGCUUCUAAAGGUGCUUCAUCAACAGCAGAGUCCGACAGUGAACUCAGCGAGUCAGAGGAGGAGACACGUCCAGGUUCUUCCAAACAUCAAGGCAAGCAGAAAGCAAGAGUUAAAAGAGGCAGCUCUUCCAAACAGCGUAAAAAGGUCGCCGAGAGUGACAGUGAUGAGAAGGAGGUUGAGGAAGAAGACGAGGAGCCGUUUGACAGUGAAGGCGCAGGGCAAGAGAAUGGAGAAUCGUCUUCCCAUUCUUCAGGUCGUUGCUAUCACAGUAGGGCAGCAAAGAGCAGGAGCACACGCCUGACCAGAAACACCGCUGCUGGCAGAAAAAAGACAGAGGGCAGAGCGGAGAUGAACGGUCAUGCAAGCUGGUCCUCUGCCCGGGACAGACGUCAGCUCCAGGAUUCCGACGGAGCCCUAUCCCAAGGUUCUGAUGGAGAAGAGGAGGAUGAAAUAACUAUCCGCAGAUCACUCAAGAGGAAAACGGCAAGAGCAGCUGUCAACAGGAUAAAACUCCUUGAAGCAUCAGAUGAGGAUGAUGACGACGUAGAGGAGGAAGAGGAGGUGGAGGAAGACGACGACGAAGAAGAGCCAAUAAGGAGCCGUCCCCGCAAGACUUCCCAGGCCGGCAAACGCACCACAGUACUUCAGAGCAGCUCUGAGUCAGACGGAGAGCAACCGGCUUCAAAGAAAUUGUCUGAAGAAUCCCAGGGUGAGGAAAAUGGUAAUGACAGCAGCUCUUCAAGCUCCUCUCACAACAAGCUGGCUGGACAUACGAGAAUGUCAACCAACACAAAGGGCAAUGGAACUUUGACUUGCGUGAACGGACAUGGCCCAAAACACAAGUUGGACAGCAGCUCUGAGGAGGAAGAAGCUGCAGACGAGAGUUCUGGAGAUGCGGAGGAGGAGCAUGAUAAUCAGGCUGCUGCGCGUCAGAAGCCAACUAGAGCCUCAGCCAGGAAGAGUAGGAUUACCAGUGAGGAGGAAGCAGAGGGGGAGGAAGAGAGCACUAAACGAAGGGCCACCCGACGCCACCUUCCCAUAAGUUCAGAUGAAGAGGACUGUCCUCAACGACGGCCACACCAAAAUGGAAGAAACAAGGAGGAAACUCCGCUCAAGGACUCUAAAAAGAGCAAAGGGUCAAUGUCUAAAAGCCAAAAUCGACAAACACCUGCAUCAGCUCAUAAACCAGAUGCAGGUGAUUCCAAAGCGCUCAGUCGUACACCGAAGAAAUACCACAAGAAAAGAUUGAAAAAAGAUCAACAGAGCGAAGCGGAAAGCAGUCGCUCCAGUGAUCAUUUUGAGCACAAGAACAGGAGGUCUGCGAGGAACCACGUCAAGCCAAAACGACCUCGGAAUGACACUUCUGCUUUGGAAAGUUCUGAGCAGGACUUUAAACCCAAGAAGUCGAGGAGAAAACGUUCGACUGGUUCAUCGGACGAAGGGUCAGAUGAGUCGGGCAACACGUCCAACAAGCGUCUUAAUUUAAGAGUGCUGCCUAAAAAGAAAUACAUCAGCGACAGCUCUGCUUCCGAGGAAGAAUCUGUGAGCCAGAGCAACAUGAGAAACAGCAAAAAAGCAGGCUCAGUUCCUAGGGAAGACUCCUGUAAUACGAGCAAGUGGAAGAAAACCUCUCAGAACGAAAGCAGGAUUCAAAAGUCUUCCAAAAGAAAACGGACUUGCGCCUCGGGAUCUGAAGAUGAAGAGAGUGAGUCAGUGGCCAAGAACAACAGGAGUGGCAAGCGUCCCAAACGGGAAUCAAAACAAGACAAGGAAGAGAAUGCCUUUCCCGAGUCAACUUCCAGCAAAGAGGAAGGUGAUGUCAGACGCUCGCGGAGAGGGACGAGUGAGAAGCGGCCCAAACACGAAAGGCGGAAGGAAAGCUGCAGCAGUCAUCACAGUUCAGACUCCGAAAGCGAGCAGUCAUCCACGGCCAGUGAAAACACUGAUGCCAGCUCAGGGUCCCACAGCAGUCCAAAGAGGCGGAGCCCAAGACGGGCCAAGCAUGGCCAAAGGACUGCCGCUCGCCAAUUAAGGCAGCGCCGGCCACAAGUCGUCUUGGAGGAAGAGGACAGUGACGAGUCGUACAGCAAACCGCGGAACAAGGGCCGCGUUAACACCCGGAACCGGGGGAAGCGGACUGUCCUUUAUCAUGACAGCGAGUGAAGGCUGAAGAGGGGUGACAACUGGAGACUGUAAAGACACUUGAUGUUAUGGUAGCAGCACUGGUUUCCUUGAAAUAUGCUGUGAAUCUGUUUCUUUCAGGGAUAUUUAUAUUUUCUAUGAAAAACACAUUUAUAGAUGUAAUCUAGCAAAUUCAAGCAUUUGAACUGCUGGUCUUCACAAGGAUACAGAUCAAAACGCCACCUGCCAAUCCUGCUUGUUAUUUUGGCCAGCAGAGUAAAUUUGUGAGGAAUCUUGGGUGCUAUCUAAUAUACCUCUGUUAAAUCUAAGCAUAUUGCUGGCUUGCACUAAGAAACACUGUAAGGAGGUAUUUCAUACACUAGUUUUGCAUUAGAAACUCAGGGGUCAACUAAGUUUACUGUAGUCUCAGACGUGCAGAUAAUUGUUUUUUUUUUUGUUUGUUUUUUUUUUGGAGUGAUCACAUGGACAAGCAACAGUUCCAGGUGGGCAAACGUCAAAGCAUGCGCAACUGACAAACCAAUUCACAUUGUCACUUAAGACUCCAGCACUCCUUUGUGAAUUCAUGAUACAUGUAACUCUUUUUGCCUGUAUUAUGAGUUCACAUGAGCCAAAUGUUUUCCCAUUAUGUUGAUCUUGUUUUUUCAUUUCCCUUUACAUUUGUCUUGUACCUGUAAAUAGGUCUGGUUUUGAUGGAGAAAGGAUUGAUUGGCCAUUAUGUCAGCAGCAAGGUGUUUAUUUAAAAUGUUUUUUUUUAAUUUUACCAUAAACUUCGUCUUGCCAUAUGUCAUUAAUUGGUACUUUUUUGCCAAGUACACGUAACCAGACGUACUUACUGCAAAAUACUGCGAUUUCUCAUAUUGGGAAGACGUUUAAUUGUCCUGUGUUACUUUCAGUGUUAAAUUGUUUUUCAUAGUUGACAACAUGGUUGGUUUAUACAGGAUUCCCUUAAUGCAGUUGCUUUCACAUUUUGCUUAAUGGUUUUCGUACUACACCUUCAAUAAACAGAUUUCAAUGGGAAAUCAAA